This is a messenger RNA of Penicillium cosmopolitanum, 4494 nucleotides long. RefSeq lists its product as uncharacterized. The record is from RefSeq and is a predicted model, not a curated record. Gene Ontology annotation, cellular component: plasma membrane. Gene Ontology annotation, molecular function: ATPase-coupled intramembrane lipid carrier activity; magnesium ion binding; ATP hydrolysis activity. NCBI's taxonomy places the organism in Eukaryota, Fungi, Ascomycota, Eurotiomycetes, Eurotiales, Aspergillaceae. Gene Ontology annotation, biological process: phospholipid translocation. Bases 1 to 4494 code for a protein of 1497 amino acids. The transcript has 3 exons.
AUGGCUUCCGUGCAUUUUCCCGGGGAUAAUAACAACCUUGAGGUGCCAAGUGAUAUCCAGGAGGUCCCCAGUAAUAUAUCUAAACCGACCAAGCGACAAAGAUGGGCAACCACGCGCCAGACUGGUUCCGGCGGCAUGCGGAAACGAGUCUCCAUCAUCGAUCGUUUCCACAAACGUUCGGAGAUCAGAGAUGAGAAGCGAAAGUCCAACGCGACAAGCUCAGCAGGCGAUAACGCUUCAACUGUGGGCGACGGACAAUCGGAAGGAAACGAGAACCGAACGAUCUACUUCAACAUCCCGAUCCCUGAAUCCGAACGAGACGAAGAAGGACAGUUGAAGCAUGCUUAUCCACGAAACAAGAUUCGAACUGCCAAGUAUACCGCGCUCACCUUCGUUCCGAAGAACGUCUUCCUGCAGUUCCACAAUAUCGCCAAUAUUUAUUUCUUGUUCGUCAUUAUUCUUAAUUUCUUCCCUAUUUUCGGUGCCAAUAAUCCCGGUCUUAACGCUGUUCCCUUGAUCGUCAUUAUCGUGGUAACUGCAAUCAAAGACGCAAUCGAGGACUGGGGGCGAACUGUUUCCGACACUCAAGUCAACAACUCACCGGUAUAUCGACUGAUUGAAUGGACAAAUGUCAAUUCGACCGAGGACAACAUUGGGCCAUGGCGUCGCUUCAAGAAGUCAUGCACUCGCGGUGUGAUCACCUCAUACAAGUGGAUCAAGACUCAAUUCAAGAAGGGCGAAGACACGGAAGAUGAGGAUACCGCCCGACGGGAUUCAUUCAUGACUACGGCAACACCGCGCCAAUCUGGAAUGUACUCGCACCGCAACUCAUUGGCCGGCGAGGUUGCCAUUCAAAUGACCGAUGUUCCAUCGCCUCAACCUGAAGCCCGUGAGGAUUGGCCGGUCGCAAGCAACACCGAAAACAAAUUCCUUUCCCCUGACAGCGCCAACCGCGAGAACCUGAUGUCUCCAACAAAUCCCGACAAGAAAACAGGGUCUGUCGUCGACAUGUCCAAGCAGACCACUGGUAAGGGACGGUUCAAGCGGGACACAUGGAAAAACAUCCAAGUCGGUGAUUUUGUUCGUUUGUACAACGAGGACCCCAUUCCCGCCGAUAUCGUGAUUCUGUCCACCUCCGACCCCGAUGGAGCCUGCUACGUUGAAACUAUGGGUCUGGAUGGUGAGACCAACUUGAAGGUUCGUCACGCUCUUCACUGCGGUCGCCAGGUUCGUCAUGCCCGCGACUGCGAAAAGGCCGAGUUUACCAUUGAGAGCGAGGCACCACACCCCAAUCUGUACGCCUACAACGGUGCGAUUCGUUGGGACCAGCGCGAUCCGAACCAUCCCGAGGGCCCCCGGAAGGAAAUGGUCGAACCCAUCACCAUCAACAACAUGCUGCUUCGUGGCUGCUCCUUGCGCAGUACCGAAUGGGUUCUUGGUGUCGUCGUCUUUACCGGUGGAGAGAGCAAAAUCAUGCUCAACUCCGGAGCAACCCCUGCCAAGCGUGCCCGCCUGGCGAAAGAUUUGAACUGGAACGUUAUUUACAACUUCAUCAUCCUUUUCAUCAUGUGUCUGGUCGCGGGUAUCGUGAACGGUAUUGCGUGGGCCGCUCCAGACAAGUCGCUGGAUUUCUUCGACUACGGGUCUUACGGAGGUACUCCUCCUGUGACUGGUAUUGUGACCUUCUGGACGGCUGUCAUUUUGUUCCAGAAUUUGGUUCCCAUCUCGCUUUACAUCUCGCUCGAAAUUGUUCGCACCAUCCAGGCCGUCUUCAUCCACAGUGAUCUGUACAUGUACUACGAGAGGCUGGGUCUCUAUUGUGUUCCUAAGUCGUGGAACAUUUCAGAUGACGUUGGACAAGUUGAGUAUAUCUUUUCCGACAAAACUGGUACCCUGACGCAAAACGUCAUGGAGUUCAAGAAAUGCACGAUCAAUGGCGUGUCCUAUGGUGAAGCCUACACGGAAGCACAGAUUGGAAUGCGGCGUCGCGAAGGCGUUGAUGCCGAUGCAGAGGCCACUCAAGUCCGAGCCCAAAUCGCCGCCAAUGCCGUGAAAAUGCUGGAGGGUUUGCGUCUUAUACACGAUAACCCAUACCUGAAGGAUGAGAACUUGACUUUCAUCGCUCCAAACUAUGUUACCGAUAUGAACGGACAGUCUGGCGAAGAACAGAAGAAAGCCGCGGAACAUUUCAUGCUCGCUCUAGCUGUUUGUCAUACCGUUAUCACGGAGCACACCCCCGGUGAUCCCCCGCAAAUCGAAUUCAAGGCCCAAUCGCCCGAUGAGGCGGCUCUUGUCAGCACCGCCCGUGACUGUGGCUUCACAGUUCUCGGUCGCGCGGGUGACGACCUGCUCUUGAACAUCAUGGGCGAAGAGCGUACCUACACUGUCUUGAACACCCUUGAAUUCAACUCAUCUCGAAAGCGUAUGAGUGCCAUCAUUCGCAUGCCCGAUGGUACCAUUCGUCUUUUCUGCAAGGGUGCUGAUAGUAUCAUCUACUCCCGCCUGGCACGCGGUAAGCAGCAAGAUCUCCGACGCAAGACUGCCGAGCACCUGGAAGAAUACGCCAAGGAAGGUCUUCGAACUCUGUGUAUUGCCGACCGACUCCUUAGCGAGGAAGAAUAUCAGGCUUGGAACAAAGAACACGACGUCGCUGCUGCCGCCAUUGAGAUGCGCGAGGAAAAGCUGGAGAAGGUCUCGAGCCAAAUCGAACAGGAGCUCAUGCUUCUCGGUGGAACUGCUAUCGAGGAUCGUCUUCAGGAUGGUGUUCCAGAUACAAUCCAACUCCUUGCGGAUGCUGGUAUCAAGUUGUGGGUUCUUACUGGCGACAAGGUCGAGACUGCUAUCAACAUUGGUUUCUCCUGCAAUCUGCUGAACAACGACAUGGAGCUUAUCGUCCUCAACGUUGCCGAAGGCCAGUUUGAUCAGGCAUCCGCGGAUCUCGAUAAGCACCUUCAAACAUUCGGAUUGACUGGCUCGGACGAGGAACUUAUCGCUGCGCGUGCAGACCACACUCCCCUGAAGCUACUCAUGCCCGAUGAACUGAAGCAGAAGUUCCUCUUGCUUUGCAAGCAGUGCAAGGCAGUUCUUUGCUGUCGUGUCAGUCCUUCCCAGAAGGCUGCUGUUGUUAAUAUGGUCCGCCAUGGUCUGGACAUCAUGGCUCUUUCAAUCGGGGAUGGUGCCAACGAUGUGGCCAUGAUUCAAGAAGCCGAUGUUGGUGUUGGUAUCGCCGGUGAGGAAGGCCGACAGGCUGUCAUGUCCUCUGACUACGCCAUUGGACAAUUCCGAUUCCUCCAACGUCUGCUUCUUGUUCAUGGAAGAUGGUCCUACCGCCGUUUAGGAGAGUGCACUGCCAACUUCUUCUACAAAAAUUUGGUUUGGACAUUUGCUCUCUUCUGGUACUGUGUAUACAACGACUUCGAUGGCUCCUAUCUCUUCGACUAUACCUAUAUCGUUCUCGUCAACUUGGCGUUCACUUCUCUGCCAGUUAUCUUUAUGGGUAUCUUCGACCAGGAUGUUGAUGACAAGAUCUCUCUUGCAGUGCCUCAGCUUUACAUGCGUGGUAUCGAGCGCAAGGAAUGGUCGCAGCUCAAGUUCUGGUUGUACAUGGCCGAUGGCCUGUACCAGUCUGUUAUUUGUUUCUUCAUGCCAUACCAACUCUACCAAGCAGCCAACUUUGCCACUGAGAGCGGUCGCGACAUCGCUGACCGUACCCGCAUGGGUGUUCUGAUUGCCUCCUGUGCUGUUCUUGCAAGCAACAUCUAUGUCAUGAUGAAUACAUACCGCUGGGAUUGGUUCACCGUUCUGAUCAACGCCAUCAGUUGUCUGCUGAUCUUCUUCUGGACUGGUAUCUACUCAUGCUUCACCGCGUCCGGUCAAUUCUACAAUUCGGCCUACGAAGUUUACGGUUCCCUCAGCUUCUGGGUCGUCUUGCUCAUUACAACCAUGAUCUCCUUGUUGCCGCGUUUCACCUACAAUGCCGUCCAGAAAGUCUUCUUCCCUCUCGACGUUGACAUUAUUCGCGAACAGGUUACACUCGGCAAGUUCAAGUAUCUAGACGAUGUUGAUGAUCUUUCCCCAAAAGGGGGAGCCGGGAUUGCCGUCUCGACUGACGAGUCGGCGGCCUCUUCAGAGCUGGCCAAGCCGAUUCAGCCGCAAUUGAAGCAGGAUCCCGGCAUUCCCGAUGAUGAGCGGCCUUUCUAUCCACCAGCGACCGUCCACCAGAACGGCCACAAUCCACGCAGUCAAAACGGAAGCAAUGGGACCAACUAUACCGCGAGCCUUGACCAAUAUCCCCGACAACAAUCCGUGGACUAUGUUCGGCGAUCUCACGACAGGACACGGCAUUCAUUCGAACGCGUGAGGCAAAGUUUCGAGCAAAGCAAUGAUUUCACCUCCGCCGCCAUGCUUCAGAGGAUGGAAUCUAGUCACGGGAACGAGACUGUUCAAGAUCCGUUCCGGGCCCCUGGCGAGCCCCCUGCACAUAAUGUGAUUUGA